This is a messenger RNA of Mya arenaria, 1753 nucleotides long. RefSeq lists its product as uncharacterized. The record is from RefSeq and is a predicted model, not a curated record. The transcript is spliced from 6 exons. Bases 58 to 831 code for a protein of 257 amino acids. Lineage: Eukaryota; Metazoa; Mollusca; Bivalvia; Myida; Myidae. Gene Ontology annotation, cellular component: nucleus.
AUCAGAUACCUGUACAAUGCAAGCGCCUGAGUGACUGUCGGCUGUGUUUGAUGUAAAAUGUCGCUAGAAAAACAAAGGACGACCUGGGAUGAAAAAGAGCGACUGUGUGCCGUGCGGCUAGUGAUUGAACAGUACGACGUGUUAUACGGAGGAUUUGCCGACGGAAUCACAUUCAAAGAAAAGUCGGCCGCCUGGAAUAAGGUGGCCGAUGACUUGAAUGCAUCAAGCAAUGUAAAGCGGACACCUGCAGAGGUUAAGAAAUUGUUCCAGAAUGUGAAAAGUAGAGCCAAGAAAAAGUAUAACGAAAACAUGGCCACUGGUGGCGGUCCAGUUGGCAAGAUAACACUGGCAGAGGAAAUUGUCCUUGAAUUUCUGAAGGACAAGCCCCAACUCAUAGGGAUCCCAGGCGGGAUAGAAUCUGGAGUGAUAGAGCCUGUGGAAGAUGCUGCCAGUGUUGCAGAUUUGGUUGUGCAACAAGCCCCAAUGACAGAGAGUAAGCACAUCAGCACGCAUCAAGAAACAGUGUCAGUUCAUGCCAUUGAACAUCCAAGUGUGUCCCAUGAACACCCAGAUGAACCCAGAGUGAUGCAGACAAAUACAAAGAAACGUCGUAGGAAGUGCAUGGAUAGGAUUGAGCUCACCGAGGAGCUUCAUGACCUUGAAGUUUGCAGAGCAAGAAAGGAGAUUGAACUUUUAGAUUUAAAAAUAGCUCAACAACGUGAACUUUUCCAAUUGAAAAAAUCUGUUCUGGAGAAUGCCAUGCGAAAUGCUAACAUGGAUUUCAACAUUACUUUUCCAGGAUUAGGAAAUGAAAGUUACAAUUUUUCAUAAGAUCUCUUUUUGAAUGCAGUAUAAAUUGUUAAAGCUGCACUCUCACACAUUUACCAUUUUUACAACUUUUUCAUGUUUUGUCUUUAAUUAUAUCAUACAUUUCAAUAUUUCUGUUCGAAAAUUAAUAUUUCAUGGCUUAAAUGCAUAAAAUAUCAAUUUUUGCACUUGAUUAUAAAAAUAUGGGAACUAAUUUUUGUCAUGAAUCUCACAUAACUGGUUCCCUUGGAUUUUCACAAAAAUUGGCUCGUUCCAAGAUAAAAAAUAAAAAAAACUUGUUCAAACUGUGACAGUGCAGCUUUAAAGAUCCACUCUUACUCCUAGAUAAUAUUUACCACACUCCAUGAUAUUGUUUUAAUAUUCCAAAAAGGAUGAAUAGAUGUCUAAAAUAAUUUAUUUAAUGAAAGAUACUGAGUUUAAUUUGAAAGAAAUGAAACAUUUAACAAGCUACUCAUUUGUUCUUCAACAUAUACAACAUGUGUUAUUGAGAUGGAAAUUAUCCUUUAUUAUUAAGUAUGUAGAAGUAUUUUCUCUGAUGAUGUAUCUAAAAUCAUUUUCAUUUAACAAGUUAUUUCUUCAUACUAAGACUUAAGUAGACCAUAGUAAAUAUUUUAGCAUUCACCAAUCAUUUACCGUAAUAUCAAUUUGAGCUACUCAUUUGUUCUUCAACAUAUACAACAUGUGUUAUUGAGAUGGAAAUUAUCCUUUAUUAUUAAGUAUCUAGAAGUAUUUUCUCUGAUGAUGUAUCUAAAAUCAUUUUGAUGGAAAGUAUUUACAAUCAAAAAAUCUUAUUUGUGUAAUAGGAAUAAGUCUACAUUUAUUGAUUAAAUUGUAAUACAUUUAUUGUUUCAACUUGAAUGUCUAGGUUAUUUUAGUCAUUGGUAUUAUAUGGGGUAUUACUGUUGAUAUAUCAUAUCUUACAAUA